GCCUUCCUGCCCGCCCAGAGUUCGGAGGCUGCCGCCGCGGAAGCGUUCCGUCUCGCUCCGGAGGCCCCCAAGCGUGGAGCUGCGAAGCCAUCGUUAGCGUCUGGCGCUUCUGAGCUCUGGUGGGCGAGGAUCUGCGUGUUUCCUCCAGCGGGGGAGGACGCACGGCGGAGGCGGAGGCCGAGGCAGUUUCGGGCCCUAGGCCGGGCCGCCGGGGACGGGGGAGACGCGCCCAGCAUUCGCCAUCCGGGGCGCGUGCGGUCCUCUUGGGACCUCGCCGGCGACCCGUAGCUCGGGCACGCGCCUGUCGCAGCCCGCAGGAAGGAGGGGGUCCGGCCUGAGGCCCCGGGCGGCGGCCGCCAUGGAGAUCGCCUCGGCCCAGGGCCGGCGCAUGGGGCCUCGGGGGCGGCCCUGACCGCUGUCCUCCCUGCCCGGGUCGGGUCGCGGACGUGCCCCCUGCGGCAUUCGGCCACCUCUGCGUCUCCGCCCUCCCCGGGCCGCGCUGCUGCCUGGGCGCGGCGGCGGCGACGGCGCCCUGUUGAAUGGGCUGUGAGGGCCCAGGUUGGAAGCGCUGGCGAACGCGGCCUCCGGGGGCGCAAGGCAGCAGCAGCGGUGGCGACCAAACGGGUGUUGGAGUUGGCGGCGGCCAUGGAGGGCCUGGCUGGCUAUGUAUACAAGGCGGCCAGCGAGGGCAAGGUGCUGACCCUGGCCGCCUUGCUUCUCAACCGGUCUGAAAGCGACAUCCGCUAUCUGCUGGGCUAUGUCAGCCAGCAGGGAGGGCAGCGCUCCACGCCCCUCAUCAUCGCAGCCCGCAAUGGGCACGCCAAGGUGGUGCGUUUGCUGUUAGAACAUUACCGGGUGCAGACUCAGCAGACUGGCACCGUCCGCUUCGACGGGUAUGUCAUUGACGGUGCCACCGCUCUUUGGUGUGCAGCAGGAGCCGGACAUUUUGAAGUUGUUAAACUUCUAGUCAGCCAUGGAGCCAACGUGAACCACACCACAGUGACUAACUCGACCCCGCUGCGGGCAGCGUGCUUUGAUGGCAGACUGGACAUUGUGAAAUACUUGGUUGAAAAUAAUGCCAACAUCAGCAUCGCCAACAAGUACGACAACACCUGCCUGAUGAUUGCAGCAUAUAAGGGACACACGGACGUGGUCAGGUACCUUUUAGAGCAGCGUGCUGAUCCCAACGCUAAAGCACAUUGUGGAGCCACAGCGCUGCACUUCGCAGCUGAAGCCGGGCACAUAGAUAUCGUGAAGGAGCUGAUAAAAUGGCGUGCUGCUAUAGUAGUGAACGGCCACGGGAUGACACCCUUAAAAGUAGCUGCCGAAAGCUGUAAAGCUGAUGUCGUCGAACUGUUGCUCUCUCAUGCUGAUUGUGACCGAAGAAGUCGGAUUGAAGCUUUGGAACUCUUGGGUGCCUCCUUUGCAAAUGACCGUGAGAACUAUGACAUCAUGAAGACGUACCACUAUUUAUAUUUAGCCAUGCUGGAGAGGUUUCAGGAUGGUGAUAACAUUCUGGAGAAAGAGGUUCUCCCACCGAUCCACGCUUACGGGAAUAGAACUGAAUGUAGAAAUCCUCAGGAACUGGAAUCCAUUCGGCAAGACAGAGAUGCUCUUCAUAUGGAAGGCCUUAUAGUUCGGGAACGGAUUUUAGGUGCUGACAAUAUUGAUGUUUCCCAUCCCAUCAUUUACAGGGGAGCUGUUUAUGCAGAUAACAUGGAAUUCGAACAGUGUAUCAAGUUGUGGCUGCAUGCCCUGCACCUGAGACAGAAAGGGAACAGGAAUACCCACAAGGAUCUUCUUCGAUUUGCUCAAGUUUUUUCACAGAUGAUACAUUUGAAUGAAACUGUGAAGGCCCCAGACAUAGAAUGUGUUUUGAGAUGCAGUGUUUUGGAAAUAGAGCAGAGUAUGAACAGAGUAAAAAAUAUUCCAGAUGCUGAUGUCCACAAUGCUAUGGACAAUUAUGAAUGUAAUCUCUAUACUUUUCUGUAUUUAGUAUGCAUCUCCACCAAAACACAGUGCAGUGAAGAAGAUCAGUGCAAAAUUAAUAAGCAGAUCUACAACCUGAUUCACCUUGAUCCCAGAACUCGGGAAGGUUUCACCUUGUUGCAUCUAGCCGUCAACUCGAAUACCCCGGUUGAUGAUUUCCACACCAAUGAUGUCUGCAGCUUUCCCAAUGCACUCGUCACAAAGCUGCUGCUGGACUGUGGUGCUGAGGUGAAUGCUGUAGACAAUGAGGGGAACAGUGCCCUCCACAUUAUCGUUCAGUACAACAGGCCCAUCAGUGAUUUUUUAACCUUGCACUCUAUCAUCAUUAGCCUGGUUGAAGCUGGCGCUCACACUGACAUGACAAAUAAACAGAAUAAGACUCCGCUAGACAAAAGUACCACUGGGGUAUCUGAAAUACUACUUAAAACUCAAAUGAAGAUGAGUCUCAAGUGCCUGGCUGCCCGAGCAGUUCGGGCUAAUGACAUUAACUACCAAGACCAGAUCCCCAGAACUCUUGAAGAGUUUGUUGGAUUUCAUUAAGUGACUGGAUAUGUAAAAUCGUUUAAUGUGGUGCUAAAAAGUAAAGGACUUUAAUCACA
This is a messenger RNA of Neogale vison (American mink), 2588 nucleotides long. It is a transcript of the gene FEM1B, whose product is annotated as fem-1 homolog B. Bases 646 to 2529 code for a protein of 627 amino acids. Gene Ontology annotation, molecular function: protein binding. The record is from RefSeq and is a predicted model, not a curated record. The transcript is spliced from 3 exons. NCBI's taxonomy places the organism in Eukaryota, Metazoa, Chordata, Mammalia, Carnivora, Mustelidae.